CUGACUUAACGGCCUAACUAACAACUAACGGCCUGCUUUGCCUGCCUGUUUGCCUGCUGCCAGUUUUGCGGCUGUCUGUGUUGGUCCAUACGCAGAUGGAAAAGUCAAUUUUUCAUCACGGCGCAGCGCGAAGGGUGUUUUUACUUGAAAAUCGAAAAUCCAUUCACGUUAAAAUCUAUUGAACCGCGAUUUAUAUACUCAAAGCAGACGUAAUUUAAAGAUUAUGGACAAAACCGUUAAGCGCAGCGCAUAAAAAUCAAUAACGAAAUUUACCAAAAUCUAUAUACAAAAGAAAAAGAUUCUGCGUUUACUGUGUGUGCGUGCGUGCGUGUGUGGUUUUUUUUCUGGUGUGUGUCGAUUUUGUAAUUCGGAAACGCGAUGCGAACGCGAGCAUGAAUUUCGUUUUACGCCUUUGGCUGCAGUCGAAAUCGACGAUUGGCAGCACGCGCUGACGCCGACGUCAACGCCAACGCUGACAACGACAUCCACAAACCAAUCGUAUACAUGUCAGGACAGGCAGCAACGCCGGCAGUGAAAGCGACAGCGGCCGAGGCAGCCCAGUAAACGGUGUGUAAGAAGUGGCAAAGUGGAGUUGGCUGUGCGCGCGCGCUUGUGUGCGUGUGUGUAUGUGCGCGCAAAUCUGUGUGUGAGAAAAUUUUAUCGGAAUUCGGAGCGUAGAAAAAUCUAUUGACGGAGCGCGUGGUGUUUGUUCCCCAGUCAAGCGAGUGCGAGCAGAUUUUCGAAAAAAAUUCAAUGGAACGUAUUGCAGUAAACAAGAUAACAAUAAACUAAAAACACUUUAAAGUACAGCAACAAAAAUAACACAACAAAACAAUGACAUUAAACGAGCAGUGUAUAGAAGAGAGCAAACAGAAAAACAUUAUUAAUAUAUGCCUCAAAAAAUAUCUUCGAAAAAACUAAUAAUCAUAAUAACAACAAACACAUCGUCUUCCCAGUGAAUUAAAUGCACAAAUAAUUAAAUCGAAACACAUAAUAAAUUUAAACUUAAAUUAAAUCAACAACAAAUUUAGAAGCAAUAAAACAAUUAUCAACAAUCGAGAACUGAGUGCGGAGAAGUUAAGCUUUUGGAAUACUCUGCAAAUCAACGCACACAAAUUGAGAAGCAAUAAUCGGCGGCAGAGUAGGUUUCCGAACAAAUAUUAUAAAUGCAUAAAAUUGUUGAGAACGCGACGAGAAACUUACACCGCAUUGUGUUUGAGUAAAGCUUGAGUUUUAAUGCGGACAGUGGUGACGGUGGCAGUGUGGCAGCGCGGCGAUACCGGAUGGCAGAUAACACAGACCCUCGAUAUCGUGGGCGGCUCUGUUGAGGCAUGUCGUAAUGGCCAGAGAGGAGUCUCGUGGCAAGAGACCCCUUAAAAUUUGGGAUAGUUGGCGAAAUGUGCGCAAAGGCGUAGUUGUUGGAACAUUCGAGGAACUAUUAGUCAGAGGAAAAGAUAAAUUAGGGGUUCCUGCCUCAGAACCGGUGCGUCUUGUUCUGGAGUGCGAUGGAACCCAAAUUGAGGAUGGCGAAUAUUUUCGUACAUUGACGAACAACACGGUGCUACUAUUGUUAAGGCAGGGCGAACGCUGGUAUCCAACUGGUGUUGAUGUUAUAAAAGCUGCGAUAUCAGCUAUACCGAAGAUCGUCUGUGAGACGAUUCAUGCGCUCGACUUACACGAUGAGACGCCAUCUUGGAAGAUUAUGGAUAAUAAGGGUCGUGUCACGGUGGUCCUGCAUUGGGACCAGCGUCAGGGAGGUGGAGGCAGUGGAGGAGGAGGCGGCGGCGGCGGCGGUGGAGGUGGAGGCGGUGUCGGCGGCGUUGGUGGCAUGGGACCGAGCGGUAGUGGUGUCAGCGGCAGUAACGGACUCAUGUCAUCGGACAAAUAUUCACCAUCGAAGAAAGGUUUAUCGGCGCAAAGUUCGCUCGAUACCAAAUCGGUGUCGUCACAAUCGUCACAGCAACGCUAUGCCAGCCCACAAAUAACCGUCAUCAGCGAUGAGGGACCGGCUAGCAUAUACCAUCCGGGCGGUGUGGUGCUGCCACCCGGCGUUGUAAUACCCGGCACCAGUAGACGCCUAUCUAAACAGGGCAGUUCAUUUGAUAGCGCCGUGGGGGCGGUGCAUGUGCAUACACCGGAAUGUGCGCAUCAUGCGCAUACGCCCAGUCGGGCGGGCAGUCCCAGCACCACGGAAUGCGAUUUUCAUUGUUGUGCGCUGCACGAGGAGGGACGCAAAAUUGCGGUGCAUAAAAGUGUGGCCACAUCGCCCAUACAGGACGGCACCACAAGUCCCCAGCCGCAGCAACAACAAGCGACGCUAUCUAUGUCAUCGGUUGUGGAUCCUAUGAUGGGCGGCAGCAUGCAACGACGCUCAUCGGGCGUCAAAGGCCAUGUACGCUUUCUGGAUAUAGCGCCGGAGCGUGAUAGCUCCGAGAGCGAAACAGAAAACACCGUCAUGGAGGAUGAUAAGACGACGACUGAGAAAUUCCUGCUGCUCAUCGAUCAGCUGUCUGUCGAUCAGAAACGACAUCUCAGCAUCAAAGAUAUCGGCAUCAUAUUGGAGCGACUCAACUCGAAAAUACUCGACGUGGAGCGGCUGGAUCGCGAAUCGGAAUCGGACGAUUGCUAUAAUUGGACGAUAAAGGCGACAAUACGUGGUGAUGCGCUGCGCGAGCUGGGCGUCAUCUACAAUGGUAACUAUUACGCCAUAUCCGAACAUCCCGGCUACAAGGAGGAGGUCGAAGAGAAUGGCGAAGAAGUCGAGGAGGAGGAUGAAGAGGAUAGAAUAUAGAAAUGCAAUUAAUUAAAUUUAAAGAAACAACAAAAACCAAAUGAGCAGUUUAAGCAUUAAAACGGAACUCACUCACACACACACACACACAAACGCAUUUACAAGCAAAAAAAGUAUAAGAAAUAGACUAAAGAAUCAGCUAACAAAAGGAAAUGUGUAAUAACAAGGAAUGUGUGAGUGGAAAUACUGAUUAAAAGACAUAAAAAGGUUGAAGGAAAUUCAAAAAAAAAAAGAAAGUAGAAAAAUAAAGUGAAUAAAUAAGCUAGAGCAUACGUUUAAGUAAAGUAUAGUGAAACAAUUUUAGUAAAUUGUAGUAAAUUAAUUAAGAAGAAGAAGAAGCAGGUGAAGAAUAAGUAAUAAACAAUAGUAGUUAAAGGGACAAUGCGACAUGGCGAAAGCAGGCAGGUGACAGAAAAUGAAAACACAUGCACACACACAUACAAGAAAACAUCAAACACACAUGCAUGCAGACAGACAUGACACACACACACACACAUGCAACGUGUGAGCAUAAUUGUAUGCAUUAAUAAUGAGAACAUAAAAAUACCAGAAUGCAAUUCAAUAGCGUUUAAGUAAUAGUUAAAGCCAAAAGUAAAAGAAGUAAGCAACAAUUAAAUCAAACCAAGAAAAAGUUAAAUAAAUUAAACAAAAUUGAGCAAAACCCCGACUUGGCGCUAAACCUAACCCAAAGAGAAACUAAAGAAUAAUUUCACACAUUUGUAGGUUAAUAGAGCUGUUGAUAGCGCGUAGUAGGCAGCAAAUACACAGUGCGACAUUUGCAUAGCCAACCCAAGUAUGUACCGGAAAGCGCCAAACACGCAUUACACACAUUAACGCAGAAAUAAAAAACAACAAUAACAAAUAAAUAAAAAAAAAAAAAAUUAUAAUAAAUUACAAAAAAGUUAAAAAAAAGUUAAAAAUUGCAAGAAAUCGCAGAAAAAUUACUCAAUCAAUCGUUUUUACAUACACGCACAUAAACACACACACUCACAUACAUGUAGACUACAGCAUGCAGAACUAUUUAUGAAAAUAAACAUUUUUUUAUUAGCCGUUAAACCUUAGAAACACAGUUCAUAUUAUAUAAAAUAUUUAUAUAAGUAAUUUAUAUAAAAGCAGCAACUCAUUUACCUUCUAUGUGAACCAAUGGAAUUAUUUAAAUCAAAAAUACAACAGUUACGUUGCUCUCACACAAAUCUCAAUGCAAACAAAUGUGAUCUUAUUCAAUCUAAUAACUCAUUUAGGUAUUUAUGUAUAUUUAUAUAUGCAACGGUGCAUAUGUGGCACAUAUAAAAUAACGGUUUAUAUGUUUAAAUUGUUUGAAUUGAAUAUUUAUGUAUAAAUACUACAUAAUUAAUUUCAAAAUACAGUGAUGGGCAUUGAAAUAGAACAAACAUAUGUAUAUAAAUAAAAAAUGU
This is a messenger RNA of Bactrocera tryoni, 4206 nucleotides long. RefSeq lists its product as uncharacterized. The record is from RefSeq and is a predicted model, not a curated record. Gene Ontology annotation, biological process: apoptotic process; regulation of apoptotic process. Lineage: Eukaryota; Metazoa; Arthropoda; Insecta; Diptera; Tephritidae. Bases 1340 to 2791 code for a protein of 483 amino acids. The transcript is spliced from 5 exons.